AUGAGGCGCAAGCUUAUCAUUCAGGCUGCUGCUUUAGUAGCUGCCAUUCAUGCAUUCAUGUUUAGUCGGUUCUUGUGUGGCCAACAGUCUCGCCCUAGUAUUAGUUAUGCACCUCUUAGUGCCAUGGACGAGGAGAGGAGGAGGACCAACGACGACUUGAGCAAGGACAAGACGUGCCGGUUCAAGGGCACCCAGCAGGCCUACGCCGCCGGCGCCCGCGGCAGCUUCGAGUACACCGUCGCCUGCGACAUCCCCACGGGCUCCUACGUGCGCGCCUACGCGCUCGACGCCUCAGUCACGCAGGUGGCCUACGGCCAGACUGGCCCCACCGCCGUCUUCGACGUUGCCGACAUCACAGGCAUCCACGCAUCCAUCGAGGUCGCCGCCGGAGUGUUCUCGGCCUUCUCUGUCGCCACGCUCGCCUUCUUCGUCGUCGUCGAGAACCGCAAGAAGAGGGAAGUAGGGGGCGGCCGUGCGCAACGCUAUGUGUCGUCGCCGCGUGGUCAGUUCUGA
Panicum hallii is the source of this 513-nucleotide messenger RNA. RefSeq names its product high-affinity nitrate transporter-activating protein 2.1-like. NCBI's taxonomy places the organism in Eukaryota, Viridiplantae, Streptophyta, Magnoliopsida, Poales, Poaceae. The transcript has 2 exons. Gene Ontology annotation, biological process: response to nitrate; nitrate transmembrane transport. Gene Ontology annotation, molecular function: nitrate transmembrane transporter activity. The record is from RefSeq and is a predicted model, not a curated record. Gene Ontology annotation, cellular component: plasma membrane. The coding region runs from base 1 to 513 and encodes 170 amino acids.